AAGUCUGUGUUUAAGUCUUUACUAAACUUUUAAAAUUUUAUACCAUCAAAAAAAAAAAAUUGUGAAAAUGUUUAAUGAAACUUGACCUUAAAAAAACUCCCAUUUAUAUUUUCGCGAUAUCUUCGUCGAAUUGGAAACGAUUGUUUUUUGGAGCAAAAUUUUUCAAUUUCUUCUAUGAUACCUACACCUACACCUACAUACCUACUUAUUUUUAUUUUCUGUUUUGAAAUUUUCAGAUAAAAAAUUGUCGAAUCAGAGAAUUUUAAAAAAUUUUAGGGCAUUUAAUUUUCCAUCUUCUCCUCAGUUUGUCUCAAGAUACUCAUGCUUCGUCGAAUACGAUUUGAGUACUUAAGUUAGUUCAAUUUUUUUUUUAUUCAAAACAUUCUCGAAAUAAGACGAUUCAAUUUUUGGAGGCAAUACAAUUUUUAAUUUGAACUUUCAAAAAAAGAGCAACCCUUUCAUAAACACCCAGCAAAUGUUUAUAAAUUAAUUGACUAGGUAACAACGUUUGAAAGGGUUUGACUCCUCUUUUUGAUAUUUUGUGAACCUGUAGACGAUGUUUGAAAAAUGCGAAAGAUUAUCUAGGAGAAUCACUUAUCAAGGAUAGUCAAGGAAAAUCGUUUUAUCUACCAAUGGACUGAACAUAUUUGAUAGAAGUUUGAUUCAACUUGCGUAAAAAGCUGAAGUAUCCACUUCGUAGUCCUAGUCUUCACCUUUGGAAUCAAUUGAAAGCGGUUUUGAUCGGAAUUCAAAUUUCGAUCAAUUCGAUGACGUAGUAUAGCCCGUAGGUAAGUAAAGAAACAAAAUUUAUGCUUUAUUCGACACAUAAAUAAUUGGCAACAAACAAUUUUUUGAAAUUUAUUUCGUUAUUAACAAUUGAACUAACAUUCAUAUGUGAAUAGGUCACCUCGGAAUUGAAAAAUUAUUGUAGGUAAUUUUGAAAAAAAAAGUGUAAUAGCACCUUACCUAGCAGAUCGUGAAUUUCAUCAAAUUUUCGCGUUUUUAUGUGCAAAAAUUUCAAUCAAUCUGCCAGCUAAGCAUCAUAAAGUCCCGUUAGUACCGUAUCUAGCUUUUCCGAUCAUCUUUUUUUUUUUUUUUUUUUUUUUUUGGAACUUCAUCAUUUUCGUGCCUAUAAUAUCAUGUUCGAAAUAAUUUUCACCGCAUUCGUAGCAACUUUAAUAGUUCAAACAAAUGAUUGUGCACAGGCUCCGGCAUGUCCAAAACUUAUAAAAACUUGCGAAAGAGGCAAAAUUUCAUUUUAUUUAUACAAAGAAUUAUCGCAGCCACCCGAAGAGCUGAUAUUGGGCGACGCGAAUUCAAUAAAAAAUGCUCCAUUUAUACCAAAAGCUAAUUUCAAAAUUUUAAUACACGGUUACACCGGAUCUAGAGACGGCUCACCUGCAAUGGUGAAUCUUCGACGUGAGUACCUAAAGGUGCAGAAUAAAUUCAAUAUACUGGUGGUAGAUUGGGGACCAUUGGCUGUCGAUGGAUGUUAUUUCGAGACAGCUUUUCCUUCGGUACCACUUGUAGGAAAAUGUUGCACGGAUUUAGUCAAUUCUAUAUUGCAGAAUCGACCAGAAAUAACUGCAGAUCAAUUUCAUUGCAUUGGUUGGAGUAUGGGAGCUCAUAUUUGUGCUCGAUUUGGAGUUCAUUUCAGACCGAGAAUUAUACCUCGAAUUACAGAUUGUGAAUGUCCCAAACCCAUUAGUACUUGCGAACGAGGCAAAAUUUCAUUUUAUUUAUACAAAGAGUUGUCAAAGCCGUACGAAGAGUUAAUACUGUACGAUGAAAAUUCAAUAAAAAAUGCCACAUUUAUACAAAAAGCAGAUUUCAAAAUUUUAAUACACGGUUAUACCGGAUCUAAAGACCGUCCACAAGCAAUGGUAGAUCUUCGUAAUGAAUACCUCAAACUGCAGAAAAAAUUCAACAUAGUGGUGGUAGAUUGGGGACCAAUGGCUGUCCUUGGAUGUUAUUUUGACACUGCUUUUCACUGCAUGUCACUUAUAGGAAGAUGUGUGGCAGAGAUGAUUAAUUCUAUACUUCAAUACAAACCAGAAAUCACUGUAGAUCAAUUUCACGUCAUUGGUUGGAGCAUGGGAGCUCAGGUUUGCGCUCGAUUUGGAGUCCAUUUCAGACCAAAAAUUGUUCCUCGAAUUACUGGAUUGGAUCCAGCGUUUCCAAAAUUUGAAUGGCCUUUUACAGUAGGCCAUAAUAUAUUGAAUAGGCAUCAUGCAAAGUUUGUUGAUGUACUUCAUUCAAAUAUUGGAAUAUCCGGAGUCUAUUUUUCGAACGCCCAUUACGAUAUUUACCUCAAUAAAGGGACAUUCCAACCUGGAUGUGGUGAGGACUUAAAUUGUAGUCAUCGUCGAGCGACUGAGGUUUUUGCCGAAUCCAUCAAUUCAAAAGUAAAAUUUAUGGCUAGAAAAUGCGAUCACAAUUCGUAUUAUGUUACCUUCAGAAAGUGUGAUGGGGAUUCAAAAAAAUACAUAGAAGUAGGAGAAUAUUGCAAACCACCAGUAGAUGAAAAAGACACAGGUACUUAUUAUCUCAAGACCAACCACCAGUCACCAUUUGCGAUACCUAUACCUCCUGAGAAUAUGAAUCUUUGAGCCUCAAAUAAAUUACAUUACCCUAUGUAGAGUAACUUUCUAUUCAACUAGGUACAUAUACCUACAUAAUUUAAAAUACAAGUAAGUAUUUUGUUACAAUUCCGUAAAUUAAUGAGAUAGGUACAUAAAUGUACUUUAUACCUA
Molecule: messenger RNA, 2753 nt
Organism: Planococcus citri (citrus mealybug)
Lineage: Eukaryota; Metazoa; Arthropoda; Insecta; Hemiptera; Pseudococcidae
Product: endothelial lipase-like
Exons: 11
Coding region: 1140-2609 (489 amino acids)
Biological process (GO): lipid catabolic process
Molecular function (GO): carboxylic ester hydrolase activity; lipase activity
Source: RefSeq, a predicted model, not a curated record